Messenger RNA from Ceratitis capitata (Mediterranean fruit fly), 2444 nucleotides. RefSeq names its product protein vreteno. Bases 93 to 2405 code for a protein of 770 amino acids. Gene Ontology annotation, molecular function: nucleic acid binding. Gene Ontology annotation, biological process: spermatogenesis. The transcript is spliced from 8 exons. NCBI's taxonomy places the organism in Eukaryota, Metazoa, Arthropoda, Insecta, Diptera, Tephritidae. The record is from RefSeq and is a predicted model, not a curated record.
UUCAGUUUUAAAAUUUGCAUUCAAUUAUAUGAACAAAUUUUUAGGAAUAUUUUUUUUUCAAUUUUAGAUGCAAAUUGAUUUGUGUACACAAAAUGUCGAACGACAAAGCGGUUAAUGAAGUACAAAAACUACUUGAUGCAUGGAAUCCAAUGAAGGAUGAUUAUACAAAUUCUCGGUUCAAUAAUUAUAGUAGCGGUCCUGGCGCUUAUUUAGAUCCGGCUUUACAGCCAUCCGAACAAGCUAAAAGAGGUGGAAAACAACCAGCUUAUGCGAAGGAGGCGAAUGGCGAUACCGCUACAAAAUAUGUACCCUAUUUAGUGCUUAAGCAUUUGCCUGAAGGCAUUACUAAGAAUGCAAUUUACAAUAUUUGUACUCGGUAUGGUCGUGUAAGUGAUGUGCGUGAUAGCAAGAAAAAUGAUUACUUCUUUAUUGAUUUCCCGACAGUAGCUGAAAUGGAAGCAGUUUAUCGAGCUUUAGUAAAAAAUCAGUAUGGAUUUCAUGUGCUUGUUGGCAAACAAAAAAAUAAACAGCAAACAGAACCUAUACCCUCUGAUAAUGAAGAGAAUGUGGAACCAGCAAAUUUGGAUAGGAAUGCAAUUGAUUUUGAAAACAGAAAUUACCGCUCAUCUGAUAAACAUUUACCAAGACCACAUUUCAAGCACACACCUUUUGUAAAUUCAGCAGCUUAUGACUCCAAAGAUUCGUUUUUGCGGCGUAAUGAUCCGCAACGUCAUUUUCUAAUUACUGAAGAUGCACAUGACCUCGAAAGGGCAGGGAUUACGGAUAAUACCACAAAAAUCGAUAUAGACUCUUCAAAAUACAAAUAUCAUACCGGCCGAGCAUAUAUUGAAAUGCCCGAGAAAUCCAGGAAGUUCAUCGAUGAAAAAUCCCUCCAAUCUUUGGGCACCUAUGACCCAGUCCGUGAAAUAUACGAAAAUAAUCAUAAGAGCAGACAGACCAACAGACCUAUAAACAUUGGACAAUGCGAAAAUUGUAACCGUCCAUGUGAUAUAGUUUGUGCGCGAUGCAGAGAAUUUUUUUGUGGUUUAGAAUGUCAGCGCAAGGCAUGGCCCAAACAUCGACAAACUUGUGGCAAGGAGAAAUUAAAUGAUUUAAAACCAAAAAAAGAGGAACAAACCAAUAUAUCAACAUCAGUUAAUAAUCAAAAGGAGAGCUCGCCAAAAACUGCGUCAUCUUCGGUUGCUCUUUUAUCGCCACUUAAUCAGGAAGAAUCUUCUGAAGCACUGUCAAAAAAUAAUCUACGCAAUGGAAAUUUGGUUACACUUACCGCUAUAAGCAAAACAAAUAUAGUAUUUAUAAGAUCAAAAGCUGAUGAAGAUAAUUUCGCGUUCUUCAAACUUAUCAAUGAGGUACAAAGUGCUGGAAAGAGUUUGAAAAAACUAACAAAGCCACCAAUUUGCGGGCAAAUUGUAAUCGCCAAUUUCAAGAAUCAGUUUCAUCGUGCUAUGAUACUCAAUAGUGACAAUGAGCAGUGCAUAAAGAUAGUUUACAUGGAUUAUGGCAAUUUGGAUGCACGAAAACUUGAAGAUUUAUAUGAAGCGCCUCCUCAACUCGUUAAUGUACGACGUUUCGUCGAACCGGUCAUUUUAAAGGAUGUACCUGAAAUGUAUAUGACCGAUGAAAUACGAAAAUUUAUGUAUUCCUAUUUGAAUGGUAUUGAUUUAGUACUUAAGUUUGACGAAAAAAGUGACUUGAUAAGCGACAAGGGUAUUUAUAAGGUGGAACUGAUUGAUGAGACCACGAAUCAAAAUUUCAAUAAGAUGGUUAUCAAACUCUGCAAACCAAUUGAACCAUUGGAUACAGAUGAAGCCUUUUACGCUAAUUACUUACCACAAAAACAGUUACCUGAAGGUGACAACAUUGAACUGGUCGUUAUGGAUAAUUCACUCCUCUGUACGGGUUGUAUAUCUUGCACUACGAAGGAUUGGGCUAUCGAAGUUGAGAAAUUUCAAAAAGAUCUACAGGUGUAUGCAUCUUCAUUGAAGGAGCAGUGCUACACUCCACGUAUUGAUGAACUUUGCAUUGCCAAAUAUAAGCUUGAUGGGAAGUGGUAUCGUGGGCGUUGUCUGGAAAUUGUCGGUGAUGGAUAUCCAAGCAUUAUAUUCCUUGACUAUGGAAAUAUUAGUAUGAUACACGUCAAUGACAUCAGACGCUAUCCAGCGCAAUUUACUUUUCCAAUUUACACGUCUGAUUGCGAAAUUAAAGGUUUACCAGAACAAUGUGAAACAAAGUUGGUGCAGAAAUUGGAAGAGCUUAUUCCUAAUGGCAGUACAAUUAUAUGUGACAGUGUUACAAUUUACAAAGAAGACAACUUUCAUGCUAUAACAUUAAGAAAACUGAUUACAAAUCUUAAAACUGAGGGUCUUAUAAAAGAAGAAAAUUAAAUAGAAUAAAAAGCAUAAUAUUGUAUUAAAACAUAUGUA